Syzygium oleosum is the source of this 993-nucleotide messenger RNA. RefSeq names its product NAC domain-containing protein 68-like. The record is from RefSeq and is a predicted model, not a curated record. The transcript is spliced from 3 exons. The coding region runs from base 1 to 993 and encodes 330 amino acids. NCBI's taxonomy places the organism in Eukaryota, Viridiplantae, Streptophyta, Magnoliopsida, Myrtales, Myrtaceae. Gene Ontology annotation, biological process: system development; regulation of DNA-templated transcription. Gene Ontology annotation, molecular function: DNA binding.
AUGGCGAUUAGGCAUCCCGGAUUUUCGUUUCAACCCACCGACGAAGAUCUCUAUUUCCAUUACUUGUUGCGGAGGCUGAAUCAAGAACCGCUGCCCGAUCAGGACAUCGUUCGCGAUUGCGACGUGUAUGGCGGCGGCGAUCCCUGGAAUAUCUUCGACAAGGAUUGGGACGAGAAGUUCUAUGUCUUCACCGUGUUGAAGAAGAAGAACAAAUCGAGAGUGGAUAGGACUGCUGGCUCAGGUACUUGGAAGGGCGAACAGAGCCACGGAAUCAGGGAUUCGCGAGGUAAGCUAGUUGGCUACAAGAAACCCUUCACUUUCAAACUGAAAGCCGGCUCGAAUGCAGAAGCUGACAAGGCCGAGAAUGGGCACUGGAUCAUGUACGAGUACUCGACACAUCCCCACAUUGAAACAAAAUGCGUCUUAUGCGUAAUCAGCAACAAAUACGCCCGAAAAGUAAACAAGGAGGAGUGCCGAAAGCUGCGCAGCCGGGUGCAACUUGAAGAAGAGAAUCGACUAGCCAAGAAGGCACGCCUACUCUGCUAUGAUCACGCCUUUGUCAUCGACAUUCCUUCCGCCGCAUCGCCACCCUCAACUACCGCCACCGUUCAAGCUCAACCAUCCACUUCCCUGGCUUUCGACGAAGACGAAGUUGUCAUUCCACAGAAUGGCAUCUGCUGCGCCACUGAAUCCCCGGCUUUUCACAGCGACAGAAAUGCCAAUGCGCUUCCUCCAACAGCAGCGAACAUACGAGAAGAUACCCGCCUCACGGCUUCCUCGGCUUUUGGUGGCGCAAACGCUGGUCCGCUUUCUCCGACGGCAGCACCCAUGGUGGACCCUGAAUGGGCGGAUCAGUUGAAGAAUAUGGAGAUAAGUCCGUUGGUCAAGUACCUCUUGUGUACGGUCGUCAAGCAACGCGCUCGAGCUCUUCAUGCAAGGAACAACGUCUUGGAGUCGCACCCGGAAGAAAUUGCACCCAAUUGGCCUUAUUAG